Entamoeba invadens IP1 is the source of this 924-nucleotide messenger RNA. RefSeq lists its product as hypothetical. The transcript has a single exon. The annotation marks the transcript as partial. The record is from RefSeq and is a predicted model, not a curated record. NCBI's taxonomy places the organism in Eukaryota, Evosea, Mastigamoebida, Endamoebidae.
AUGCUUCCUAACAAUAACAUCCCACAAAAUAUCCCCGGACAACAACAAGUGUUCCAACUCCCACCCGGAAUGAGUUACGUCACUCAACCCGGACAACGUCUUGGUAUGGCGCCACAAAUCUUUAUACCUCAAAUGCAGAUGGCUGGAUUUAACCCGACACAGCAACCAAUUGCCGUGCCUGAGAGUGCGGAGAUGCUUGCCGAGAAACGAAACUACGUGAAAAUGCGGGGCAUGCCCAACCUCCAACAAAUGCGUGGCGCAACACAAAUGCGACCGAUGACUCGGGAAAACUUUCCGAACACUGUUGUGCAGAGAGGAGUGCAACAACCGAAUUUGAGAGGACAGCAACAGAUGAGAGUAGCGCAACAGGGAUUGCCCAGAGCGACUGGUAUGCACAUGAGAGGGUUUAAUGGGUUUAAUGGAUUCAACGGCAUGCAAGGGGUGAAUAGAGGGAUGCCUGUAGUAGUUCCGCCACAAAUGGUCAAAAUGAAUCAAAUGGGACAACAACAAGCCACUUUCCAACAAAUGAGACAAGUGCAACAACAACAAAAUAUGAUGCCUUUGAAUGGAGGGUUGGCACAAGCGAACAUCUUACCAAUCACUAACACUCAGAAAAUAACAAAUGAAAAGAAAACCCCAAUUGUCAGUGGGUUAAUGAAAAGAGAUGGGAAUACUACUAUCAACACUUCUUCACCUCAAAUUAGACAGAAAGAAGAAUUCAACUUUGGGAACCUCCAACAACUCCAACAACAACAAAUGCCGCAGAUGCCAAUCACACAAAAAAUGGGAUUUCCACAACAAAUCACUCAAGCAGUUGCUCCACUUGAAAUACCAUCCGAACCAAAAAAUGAAAACUGCGGACUCCCCCCAACAACGUCACCGAAGAUAAUGGGAACUACACACCAAAUGCAACAAAAGAGUGGA